This is a messenger RNA of Ziziphus jujuba (common jujube), 1613 nucleotides long. RefSeq lists its product as uncharacterized. Bases 169 to 1359 code for a protein of 396 amino acids. The transcript has 10 exons. Gene Ontology annotation, molecular function: [acyl-carrier-protein] S-malonyltransferase activity. NCBI's taxonomy places the organism in Eukaryota, Viridiplantae, Streptophyta, Magnoliopsida, Rosales, Rhamnaceae. The record is from RefSeq and is a predicted model, not a curated record.
UAACAAGAAAAGGGGGAAAAGGAGGCAAAAACAGGUAGUUGGCCGGUUAUCCUUGGCUUUCAUGUCCAUCUUCAACGUCUUACCUUCGUAAACUCCGCCAACCUAAACACCCUCACAGUCUCUCUGCCCAUUUUCUCAAUUAAAAGAAGCUUCCAUUGCACACAUUGUAUGCACCAGCUACUCCACCAUUAUCGCCCUCUUAUCCUGCGCACUCUCUCCCUCUCGGUUUCUCUAGCCACCAUGAGCUCCUCUCUCGCCAUUUCCGUUCCUCUCACUGUUCCCCACUCCUCCAAGACCGCCAAUUCGUCAUCAUUUUUGGGUUUCAGGAAUGGAAUUCGAAGCUUUGGUGCUGGAAACCUUGCUCGAUCUAGGGUUUUCAUGAGCGCUUCGGUUGGAUCGCAGACUGUGGUUAAUGAUGCCUUGUUUUCUGAUUACAAACCUAGCCUUGCUUUCCUGUUCCCUGGUCAAGGUGCACAAGCAGUUGGAAUGGGAAAGGAGGCUCAAACUUUUCCUGUUGCUGCUGAUUUGUACAAGAAAGCAAAUGACAUUUUAGGGUUUGAUCUUCUAGAUGUUUGCAUCAAUGGACCAAAAGAGAAGCUAGAUUCAACUGUUAUAAGCCAGCCAGCUAUAUAUGUAACAAGUCUUGCUGCUGUAGAGUUACUUCGUGCACAAGAUGGAGGUCAGCAGAUCAUUGAUUCUGUCGAUGUGACGUGUGGUCUGAGCUUGGGAGAAUAUACUGCUCUAGCAUUUGCUGGUGCUUUUAGUUUUGAGGAUGGGCUCAAGCUUGUCAAACUACGGGGAGAAGCCAUGCAGGAAGCUGCUGAUGCUGCUAAAAGUGCGAUGGUUAGUGUCAUAGGAUUGGAUUCAGACAAGGUCCAACAGUUGUGUGAUGCAGCCAAUCAUGAAGUUGACAAUGAUAACAAAGUUCAGAUUGCAAAUUACCUAUGCACUGGAAAUUAUGCUGUAUCUGGAGGUUUAAAGGGAGUGGAAGCAGUAGAAGCCAAGGCAAAAUCAUUUAAAGCUCGAAUGACGGUGCGUCUAGCUGUUGCUGGUGCUUUCCAUACUAGUUUUAUGGAACCAGCUGUAUCACGAUUGGAAGCUGCAUUGGCAGCAACUCAGAUUAAAACACCAAGAAUACCAGUUAUCUCCAAUGUGGAUGCACUGCCACAUGCAGAUCCUGACACAAUUAGGAAGAUCCUUGCACGUCAGGUGACUUCUCCUGUUCAAUGGGAAACAACAAUCAACACUCUUCUAUCCAAGGGGCUGAAAAAGAGCUACGAAUUGGGACCGGGAAAGGUUAUAGCUGGCAUUGUUAAGAGAAUUAACAGAGGUGCAGAUAUUGAGAAUGUUGGUGCUUGAGAGAUAAUUUUUUCAAUGGCAUACCAAUCAAUCUCCAUGGCUAGAAUCUCGAAGUGUCGGCAGAUUAUUAUAAUGGGCGGAGAAUCCUUGUUUUGACCAAAUCACGAUAGACAUUUUUGGGUAGUUAGCAUAGUUUUAAAGAAUUUUUCAGUGGUUUAAUAAAGUUAAACAAACAUAAAUUCGAAAAUAAGACUAUCCAGGGAUUGAUGUAGUGUACCAAUUGGUUAUAACGUUGUUUUCUUUUUUUUGUUGUA